AUGGAACGAACCCAGAGACCCUCGGCCAUGCUCACUCUCUUCAUCCUCCCCAAAGGCCGAAGAAUCAGAGCAAGCCGUCCUAUUCAAGCUUUUCCGGUGAACUUCGGGAAAUUUGCAGCUCUCGCAUCUCGCAAUGAUCAGAACAACCAGAAGUUAUCGCAACCAAAUAUGCCUUACUCCGUCAAGCAGAAAGAUGUUCCGCAGUGUUAG
Molecule: messenger RNA, 210 nt
Organism: Penicillium paradoxum
Lineage: Eukaryota; Fungi; Ascomycota; Eurotiomycetes; Eurotiales; Aspergillaceae
Exons: 2
Coding region: 1-210 (69 amino acids)
Source: RefSeq, a predicted model, not a curated record